AUGGGGAACCCAAAGAAGGGGACACCCGCUUACGAGAAGAAGCUGCACAGCAACAAGGUACGCAGGGCCGCGAAGAGAGAUCACGACCUCGGCAACAAACCAGCUGUGGCCAAGCUGGUGAGGGGGGCGCGCGCCGCAGCUCGCAAACCCUUGGUGGACAAGUUGCGCGACCUUGAGAGCGUCCUGGACGCGCGGUCACGCCGCUCCAACCAGCACUACAGGAAUAUGUACACCGCCCAACACAAAGCCGCAGCGGCAGAGGCGGUUGCCUACCACUGCAAGGAGCAGCUCAAGCAGAAGACGACCGCCCUCAAGGACGCGCGGGCGGAGCUGCGCGAGACGCAGGCUUCCUUGGAGAAGACGGAGGGAAAGCUUCAGAAGGCCAAGAAGGCGACCGAGAAGGCCGAGAAGGCGCUCGAGGAGGCCACAGCUCCUUGGGAGAGCUGGUGGCGGACUCUCCAGGUGCACAUGAAGUACCACUUGCCUCCUUGGGCGGCCAAGAAAGUGGCGCGCUUGGCGCGCCACGGCCCGCCCCGCGGCCACGCCAACGACUUGGGCUGA
Messenger RNA from Prorocentrum cordatum, 561 nucleotides. The record is from the annotation of a GenBank genome assembly. NCBI's taxonomy places the organism in Eukaryota, Dinophyceae, Prorocentrales, Prorocentraceae.